AAAAAUUAUGUACUCGGUAUAUUGAUGUGAAUAUUGAAGUUUAUUAUGUUCAAAAUGUAAUCAGCAUUUAAAACCCAUGCCUUGCAGAUCAGUGGCUUACACUUCACUUUAUUGAUACUUCGUUACAUACCAAGAUUGUGAGAGAAGUUUUAUAAGGGUUUACAUGUAUGUAUUUUAUUUCGAAAGAAAUUAUGUCACAUCAAAUACAUUUUGGCAGUGUGUGUGUGUCCAUGGCAUGGGAGAAUUUCAUUGAGUUUUUCGUUUAGAAUUAAAAUCAAAGGUUUUGGCAAGUAAUUUGCAGGUUAAGGAUGAAUGACGAGUUAAGACUACAAGGGAGGGCGAAAUGUCCUACUCUUUUAUUUCAUUUGGUACGAAUGGACCGGACACCUCCUAAGCUCUUUUGUACGAAGUAUUUCUUGUAAAAGCUACUUUUGUUUUACCACUUCCGGGUGUACGUAUCGAACGUCAAAAACUACAAAAUCGAUUAGACCUUAAACUUACAUUAUCAGAUCUAUCAAUGUCCCAUGUUGGACUCUCAGGGAAAUUUAGACGUCGGUUUUAAACCGCCAAAGAAAAUGAAAAAGCGUCGAGAACUUGACGCACUAGUGGGAAGUGGGAAAACUCGGAGAAAGAUGAAAAAUGGUCACGAACUUCUUCGUACGGAGUCCGAGUCGUCCGAAGUGGAUGAAUUUUUAAUAACUGAUCGUAAAUCUUUCAUGAGACAGGGGCGAGUCUCGUGCUGUUCCACAUGCAUGUCAGUAUUUGGAUUUUUCAUGGUUGUCACUUGUUUCAUUUGUAUUGGCGCCUUGUUAUACAUGCAUUUACAACUGAAAGAAAAUGUUGAAAAAAUCCGGGAAGAAGUUAAUAAAGUAAAAGGCAGCAGUUUACAGACCAGUGUAGAUGAACUGAAGCAACAAAUUCAGAGCAGUAUCAAAAAAGAUCUAGUCAAUGUCACACAGAGCCCCAAGGAAAUGGCCGAUGUUAAACUACGUUUGUCCAGCCUCACUUCUAAAGUAAAUGAUCAAAGCUCCGCCUUAGAGGCAGUCAGCAAAAGUCAACCAGGCAGUCAAGUCAUUGUGAAUCAAGUCAAUACACUAUCAAAGCAGGUGCCCAUUAUCUCAAAUACUAUAGGGGAUUUAGGAGUUGAUGUGAAAGCAAUGAAGUUGGAGGUGGAAAAACUUAAAGAGAAAGUUGAGAAAGAAUUGGCAGACCUGAAACAACAACAGACUCCGGAGAUGGGGAGUGGUGGUCGUGAAUCAGGGGGUCGAGAGUCAGGCCAUGUUGACCUUGACACAGAAAAACUGGAGAAUCUGAGCAACAUGAUACAGCUGGUUAACAACUCUCUGUGGUCUGAGCUGCCAAAAAUUCAAUCAAAACUGUCAAGUCAUGAGGUUUACUUGAGUGCUUUGCAAAACAUAACUGCUAACCUUCAGACACAAUUCAAGGCCUUGAAUAGUGACCACUCUUCUAUACUGAAGGAUCAUAAGGGGAUGGACCAGGACUCAGGGGAAGGAACUGCACAGACCAAGCUCCUCAUUCACCAAGUGAUUGAGGAUAUGGGUCUUGCUAACCAAACCAGCCCAUCAGAAUCCCUGGAUAAUCUGUCAGUGAAGAUAGACAGCAUUACCUCUACAGUUGGUACACUGAGGGAUCAGUUCAAACUGAUGAAAGACUCCCAAGGGACGGCUGGUUCAGCAGACACUGGGUCCAUUCAAACAAGUCUCCAAGCACUGAACAGAUCCGUUGAAGUCUUGAAGGAGGAUUUCCACACACUGAUGGGUAAAGUUGGCAAGCAGUCCAACACAAUAACGGAACUGUCCAAGACAGUGGAGGUCUUGAAGCAUUUCUCUGCUACACUUGACAAGGACCACAGAGAAAUGGUUAAUGGUCAGACAACCUCAGCUCCACCACCAACACCUACAAUUAGGACCCCUGUGGUUAAAUCUGAUCUGGAUUCAUUGCCAGCAUCUCCAAAAGCUAGCAGUGUGCCAACAUCUACAGCUAGAGCCCCUGAUGUUAAACAAGAUGAGGACCUAGUGCCAACAACAAAACUUCCACCACAUAACACAGAGCCCAUAGUAAAGAAUGAAAACAAGCCCCCAGUAGCAAAGACAGAGGGUCACAUUACUAUCACAUUACCUAUACAGGAACUUUACUUGAAUGGAACUGGCAGCACAGAUGAUGAAGAUGUUGUCCUUUAUCAUUGGGAACAGAAAGAUGGUCCCUCUGCUCUAAAUAUUUUUCGAGAGGAUGAAGCAAUAGCCAGGGCUACAGGAGACUUCAUACCUGGACAGUAUAUCUUUGAAUUACAAGUCUGGGAUGCAGAAAGUCUCACCUCCAAAAAAACACUCACUGUGGAUGUCCAGGAUAAGCCAUCCGAAAAAUCUGUGAAAUCUACCCUGGAUGUGUCCCAGCCCACAUCACCCCCGGAGGUUCACAAGUUCAUUACCAUGAAACUUGUCAAUUCUUAUGAAGACUUGGAGACUGGGGUUCGUCGCUGGGACAAAGAUGGUGACGGGCUUGUUGAUGUGCAGGAUCUCCCCGAUUACAUGCCAGACCCUCCCUCUCAGCAACAGCUAGAGAUGUUUGACUUUAACCAUGAUGGACUUUAUAAUAUAGAUGAACUAGCUGUAGCUUUGGGAUUCCAGCCCUGGCCCAAAGAUCAGCCCAAGCCCGGGAUCUCAAAUAAAAAAGCAGCGCAAUAGAGAGUCUGUUAUGGUUGGCCAGUACCAUGUAAAAAGAUGAAGAGGAGACACUUGUAUGGACUUCGAAAAUUAAAAGAGUUGGAGAAAGAAAGAAAAUCCAUUCCAUGAAGUACAAAGGAAAAUGUGGAAAGGAUCAGUUAUCUGUGAUAUGUUUGUUUUCUUUUUUAAAUAUUAUUUAGUCUUGAUUCAGUUUGUGCUUUAUCAUCGAAUUUAGAUUAUGUCAGACAACAUAGGGGUUAUACAUGUAAUUCAUCACUGUCUGUGGUUAAUGGAAUGUGUUCAGUAUUUGAUAAAUCAUUGUAGUAAAACAGCAAAGAUCAUUAGUUUCAGAAAGAACAUUGGCAAAAUCACCAUCUCUACCAUUUAUUUUCAGUAGAAAAGGAUAGAUACAUGUAUUGUAUUGAAUUAAGGAAUAAGGAAACAUUCUUUUUGGAAUUAUGAGGUGAUCAACUACGGUAAUGUGUGAGCCCUUGACCAUGCCUGAUCGUAUUUGAUCCCCUCAUAAUUUUUAAAGAAUGAUUCUUUAUUACUGGUAUUUAUAUAAUUUUCAGCAGUUGUAUGAUUAAAUGUUUAAAUAGCCAUUGAAAAAAUGUAUUGGACUAUACAUUACAAGAUCGAUAUUCGUAAUGUUAUCACAAAGACACUGAAAAAUGUGAAUAUUAGUUGUUAAAAUAACGUAUAUACACAAACCAUUGAGAGAUAUUGUGCCAUGAAAUAGUACUUAAAUCUGAAAUCAUGAUGUUCUUGGUUUUUUCUUUUCUUUUAAGUUACUUUCAGUUACCGGUAAAUUAUAAUUAGUUAUAUGUUUAUUUUUUCUAUUUAGUUAUGUAAAAGAUGGACAUGAUCAAUGCAUAUUAAAGUUCCAAUUCCAGUGUGACAUUUUUUUUAUAUUGUUGGUAUCGAAUGUGCACAUUUUUUGUAGAACAUUUCAAUAGAUGUACACAUAAACUGUACGAUAGAGCUGUGAUUUUGUUGUGCCAAUAGUUGCUCAUCCAAGAUUUGUGAAUGUCCAUUGUUAUAUUGUAAAUAGCCCCAUCAUCCAUGUUAGAUAUUGUACCAUCAUACUUACAUGUAUACAAACACUCUCUGGAAAUGACUGACUAUAUAUUGUUCUCAAAUAUCAUGCAGUUGUAGAGUAUUUUUGUACUUAAUGGUUGAACUUUGUGCUAAGGAUAAAAAUACUGAUGAUAUCUUUUAAAUUUCUUUCAUUCUUUGUUUCCCUGGAUAAGAGAGGAUUAUUCAUUGUAACACAUGGUUAGUGUAAAGCCCCAGGAAGAAGCAGUAUUGAUUCAUUAUAACUGUAAUUGGUUAUAUCCAGUUUUCUUGUUAUGCAGUUUUUAGAUAAGAGGAAUGAAACUAACUUUGUUCUGAUUGAGAAUUCCUCAUAAGCAUGUUCCUUGAAAUUGUACUGUAUGCAAUUUCUUACCUUGAUAGGCUCACAAAUUAUUGUCCAGAAAAUUACUUCAAAAUCAAAAGAAUACAUUAAUGUUUUAAGCAUGCUUUGUGUUCACAAUUACAUGUUGAUGUGCAAGGGUUUUUUUAUCGCUCUUGAAAUAUACCUCCCUAUGUUAUCAUGUUGUUAGCUUCUAAUGGAGUCUCCUUGACUAUUUGUUUAAGAUGUUGGUUGUAUAAAUUCUUUAGGUGUUAAUUUAAAUGAAACAGUGACAGAAGGGCAAAGUUUUUCUGAUAAAAUGAAAGCUUGUGUUCUGUUUUUCAGUUUGCUUUUUAACAAUAUACAACAAAAUUUCUAGUUUGAACCCUCAAAAUGUUUUGAUUUUGGUGAGUUUAUCUAAUACAUGUUCAAAUAUGUGCUUGUUCAUUAGCUAAAAUUAAAUACCAUGAAUAUUUAUUUGCAUACAUCCUUUCAUUCAGUAUAAUGCAAUUUAAUUUUUAAAAUUCCCAAAUUUUUUUUAUUGUAUUAUAUUAAAAUGUAAAGAAUAUCAAGUCAUUUCAUUUAAUGUCAUGCAAAUGUUCAAUAAAAUGUUCAUU
Molecule: messenger RNA, 4694 nt
Organism: Magallana angulata
Lineage: Eukaryota; Metazoa; Mollusca; Bivalvia; Ostreida; Ostreidae
Exons: 16
Coding region: 525-2705 (726 amino acids)
Cellular component (GO): plasma membrane; cytoplasmic vesicle
Source: RefSeq, a predicted model, not a curated record